UGAUAUAUAAAAACAAAUUUAAAUCACUUUAAAACGGAACAAGAAAUAAUCAAAAAAAAAGAAAAAUCAUUUUUUAUACAUUAUAUUUUUUUAUUAUGUUUUUUAUGUAAAUAAUAAAUAAGAUAGAUAUAUAUAUAUAUACUAUAGACAAAAAAAAGACACCAACCAAAUAAAAAAAAAUGACUGACUGCUGAAAAAUGGUCUCAAAAACCUUAUUGUAAAUGUUCUCUUCUCUCUACCCGCGUAUUAAAAUAUACUUGUGAUUCUAAGUACAAAUUAGAUUCCUACAUAAAUGGAAUACACUAAUUCGUAGUAUAUAAUUUAAAAAUUUAAGAACACAAAAUUAAGAAAAAAACCCAACAAAAUUUAAUCCUUACAUCAUAAAAGUGCAAUAGUAAAAUCCAUCAUUCUAUCAACAUACCUGCUCAAAAAUGGCUGUGAAUAUGUACUAGGCCAGCCCUCACAAUGUCUGUCCCUGUACGCUACUCUGCUGCCGCUAAUUUUGCCGUCGUUGACAGUGGUUUGUCAUUAAAUCUACAACAAGAAGAGCAAUACCACGAACAGCAACUGUAUCAUCAACAACUCCAACAACAACAACUACAGCAGCAACAACAAUUCUUAGCUCAUAACAAUUACAACGGUUGUAAUAGCGAGGAGGAGUUUAGGUAUCACCAACAACAAUACCACCAGCAGCAGUUGUUGAUGCAGCAGCAGAAGCAGCAGCAGUCAUCGAUGAUGUCGUUGUCUACAAACCAAUGCUCAGUUCCGUUGAAUGCAGCAUCAUCAUCUAAUAUCGACUAUCAAGACGAUAUGAUGAUGUCUACAUCACCAACGGAUUCUGAAGUAUCGGCGGCAGCGGCAGCAAUAAAUGGCAGCUUCAGCGGCGAUGAUGAUGAGUGGAUGUUGCCACAUGGCGGGGGCCGGCUUGGACGACCGGGUGCUGCUGAGGUUAAUUAUCACAAUGAAAAUCUAUUAGUAGACCACCAUAAACAAUUGCAGCAAAACCUACCAAUCGGGCCUUCGUUAACGGACAAUGAAAAGAAAAACAACAAUGGCAAGAAAUCUACAUCAUCAUCUUCUUCAGCAUCAUUACCAUCGACUUCAAAAUCAUCACCAUCAUCAUCUUCAUCAUCUACGGCAUCGGCAAGUUCUACAUCAAAGAUUCAACAGGAACAGCGUGAAAUCUUGGAAAACGAACUCCACGCUAUGACAUCUGAGGAGUUAUUUAAUGCCCUGAAGGAAUAUGAUGCUCUUCAGGACAAAUACCAUACUGUGUUGCUAUUGCCUAAGGAAUCAAGGCGUGAAGUUACAGCUGGUGGACGCGAUGGCUCGGCAUAUGUUUUACGAUGCCUUAAAAUGUGGUAUGAGCUACCGUCUGAUGCACUCUUUUCAGCUAUGAGCUUGGUCGAUCGAUUCUUGGAUCGUAUGGCCGUAAAACCUAAGCAUAUGGCAUGCAUGAGUGUGGCAUCCCUUCACUUGGCCAUCAAACAACUUGGUCUUAAACCUAUUCCCGCCGAAGAUUUGGUGACAAUAUCUCAAUGUGGUUGCACUGCUGGUGACUUGGAGCGUAUGGCGGGUGUUAUUGGCAAUAAAUUGGGCGUACAAAUGGAUCAUCCACCCAUUACAGCGGUCAAUUUUUUGCGCCUUUAUUAUGCCCUCUUCCGCAACAUGGCCAAGGAGCUAAGCCCUGAAUUCUUUAACUUCUUUACUCAAUUUAUUAAGCUGCAAGAGCUUGAGAAUCGUUUGGAAAAUCUUUUAUGUGAUGUAAAGACCACUGUCAUUACACCAUCAACUUUGGCAUUGGUAUUGCUUUGCUUACAUUUGGAUUUCCAUAUCAAAGAAUCCUAUACUAAAGGCAGCCCUGAAUUGAAGCAUGUCUUUGAGUAUAUUCUGUUUUUACAACAGUUUAUGAGGAUUCCCGAUCGAGUAUUCACUUGCGGUUUUAGUAUUGUUUCGGGAAUUCUUUCACAUUACAAUGGCCAAAAUAAACAACCCUAUAAGCAGCGUUUAGUUUGGAAAUUAUCAAGUCGCACCCUGCGUGUACUUCGUCCAACUAAUCGCUUCUCAUCGGACCUGCCCACCAUUGAAGAAGGAAUAUCGAACAAUAUUGAUGACGGUUGUCGAUCAAGGACCGAAAGUACAAGUUCAGAAGAAGAAGAAGAUUGGCCAACUUCACCCAUUAUUCCAAUUUUCGAGCAGUGUUAAUGCAGACGCAUACAUCCCUACACUUAAACAUGGUAAUAAUUACUAUACUAUGUCAGCUUAGACCGCGAUCUAUGGUCUAACAAAAAUAACAACAACAAAACAACUAGGAUGUAUGUGCUCUAGCACAAUAUUUGGCAAAAUUUUUGCAUCAUUCAAACGUUUUGUUUUGUUACAACAAAAAAAAAAGAUCAAAAAAAAUCCACCCCUUUGUUAAGGUAAGAAUGAAAAAAACCAAACAAAACAAAACUUUGUGUAGAAAACAAAACAAACAAAAACAAAAUUCUAUGGAGGCAGGAUAAAUAUUAUUUCGGACGAUUUUGAAGCAGAAAUAUAUAAAUUUUUAAUCAAAAUUUAUAUCCACCAAUCAAAGCAAAAAAACCAAUCGUUUAAAAAAAAUUACAAAUACAAAAAAAAAAAAACAAAAA
This is a messenger RNA of Episyrphus balteatus (marmalade hoverfly), 2630 nucleotides long. RefSeq names its product cyclin G (gene CycG). NCBI's taxonomy places the organism in Eukaryota, Metazoa, Arthropoda, Insecta, Diptera, Syrphidae. Gene Ontology annotation, cellular component: cyclin-dependent protein kinase holoenzyme complex; cytoplasm; nucleus. Gene Ontology annotation, molecular function: cyclin-dependent protein serine/threonine kinase regulator activity. The coding region runs from base 466 to 2205 and encodes 579 amino acids. The transcript is spliced from 6 exons. The record is from RefSeq and is a predicted model, not a curated record. Gene Ontology annotation, biological process: regulation of cyclin-dependent protein serine/threonine kinase activity; mitotic cell cycle phase transition.